CUAGCGAAGAAGUUGGCAUGCAAGAGCCAUGCGGGGGUGCAGGGCGAGGGGUGGUGGUGGUGCGGGGGUUGCGCUUUGCCCCGCUUGGGCAGGACGGGGGGGCUCUGCCGGGCCUGAAUGGGCGGGAUGCCGCUUUGAUUUAGGGCUGAGUUACGAGUGUUAGAUAGACAAAGAGUCAAGACUGGAAAUCCGUAGGGGGUGCCUCUUCUGCCACCCCCGUGCCUGCCUGCCUGCCUACGUUCUGGCACCUGCCCGUCGUUCCGCCUCGACCGCUCAUUUCCAACGAAUAAAAUGAAACGGUGGGCAGCCCGCUCUUCUUAAUGUCCCUGCCCGCUGGGGUUUCCCAUUUUCCGUGCAAUGCCGCAGAAGUGGGACCCCUAAUACCCCACUCUUCCAUUGCCUCCGUGUGUGUGUGUGUAUGUGUGUUUCUGCCUUGCUGUUGCCCCGCGGGGGAGACGGGUUGGGGAGACAGGAUGAAGCCGGGAGGGACGAAGACCUCUCGAAGCCCCGAGAUGGAGGACACCCUCUGUUGCUGCGAGUACCUGGACCGCAACGGGCAGAGGAGCCACCUGGCGGCCUGUUGCUGCGAGUGCGACGACCUCGACGAGUGCUGUGAAAGGUGGCUGACUUGCAAAUCUUUGCCCCCGGGAAUAUUAGAGAGAAUUGCAGACACCUUCACGGACCGCUUUCGCCUCCCAUGGCUUAGGGGGGCUGUAAAGAUCGAUAUCAGCCUCCUUCCACCAAUCAUCCUGCUGCCUGUUUUCCUUCACGUAGCAGCCUUGCACUUCCUCUUGGCUCUUGUCAUCUUGAUAUCACUUCCUGUACUGGUGCUGUGGUAUUACUACCUUACGCACAGGAAGAAGGGUCAAACUCUGUUCUUCUUGAGUUUGGGACUGUUCUCCCUAGGCUACAUGUACUACAUUUUCCUCCAGGAAGUGGUUCCCCGGGGCCAGGUGGAACUCAGCCAGGUGAUUCUUCUCACCUGUGGCUUAAUCCUCAUGCUUGUGGCCCUGUCUCAAGCCAAGAGAGACCCUGGCUAUCUUCUGUGCCAAAUGAGCAGUGACAAAGCACUUUGCCAAGGCAGCAGCAGCAAUAAUAACAACAACAAAUUAAACAGAAAUGGCCUGGGAAAUUCCAAUGGGCUUUACAGAGAACCUGUCUCUGGCGUUGCUAUGAACAGUAACACGGAGGGCUAUCCCAGAAUGUUGGCAGAGGGGCCAGGUAGGGUCACAGAGGACUGGUGCACCAAGUGCCAGUUGGUUAGGCCAGCUCGAGCUGGGCACUGCCGGAUAUGUGGCAGGUGUGUGAAGAGACUGGAUCAUCACUGUGUCUGGAUUAACACCUGUGUUGGGGAGGAGAACCACCAAGCUUUUGUUCUUACACUCACCCUUUUUCUGAUCACCUCAGUAUAUGGGAUUUCUUUGACGCUGGACACACUGUGUAAAGGAAAAUCAACCAUCAAAGCACUGUUCUACUGUCCUGGCGUAUAUGGAGACUACAGUUCUGCCCUAUCAUUCACCUGCGUGUGGUACUGUGUUAUUGUGACCUCUGGCAUGGGCUACAUCCUUCUCAUCCAGCUCUUCAACAUCAGCUACAAUGUGACCGAGAGGGAAGCUCGGAUUGCUUUGCGGGAGAACACGGGGCGAAGGCUGUUAUGGGGCCUGGUAGUCGACACAGGCCAAUACAAUAGGGGCUUCCUGUGCAACUGGGUCCAUUUUUUGACCUUGCACUCAUCUGCUGUACAGCACUCCAGUGAGGACAUUGUGUGAUGCAUCUUUGCCAAUCACGUUGGGAUAAAACAUACAUUAUUCAUUUAAUUGUCUUCAUCUUCAGACACUUUGAGCAAAUAGCUCUCAUCUACUAGAGACAGAGAAGCAAAACGGAGUCUCGUAAGAUGUAUCGUGAGGUGGAACACAAUUUUUACAGAAACAUGCUGUACAAACAUUGGCAGGAAAGGCCCAAGUAUGAAGAUGAUUCAACAUACGUGUUCCUCAUUUGAUGCCUGCAAUGUUUUAUGAUGUACAUGUUCACAGACUGAAUUCCACAAAGGGGACUUUUGUAUCCCCUGAGGUGACCUAAGGUUGCUUGCUUUUCUGUGAAGGUUGUUCAUAGACUGAAGCUAUUAGGCCGUUCUCUGAUGUACACAAUUGUGUGAACCAGCCAGUAGAAGGACAUGCUGCUGUUCAGGGUUGCGUUCAAAUGAUCGAGUCAUAAUUGUCAGGGCAUUAGCAAGAUACUACUACUGAGUUUACUUGCCCCAAUUCCUGUCUAAUACCUUAUAUUUUAAGAUACUGCUUCUUAAAAUAUAGGGCAGGCACACCAGAGCAUGAUAGAAGAAGCCUUAGUAUAAAGGUGGGGUGGGAAUGGGAAGGAACUUCCUGUAACUCAUAUAGCAGGAUAAAUUCUAUUCCCAGUUGCUGAAGUUUAACAUCCUGUCUGCUGAAACUACUAUGCUAAUUAUAACACAGCAUGUCAACCAUGAAGUGGGCAGAAAGUAGAUCUGGAUCUACUUUUAGAGUUUAGUGGUGGUUUGGCAGGUAUAUUUGAUUUCCAGUUGUUUAACAGGAAGCAGCCAUGAACUGACUCAAGUCAAUCCUAAAUCAUCAUCAGUCGGAUGGAAAAGACUUUGUAGGCAUGGAUCAACCAGGACUGCAUUUUGGCAUGGAAGGACAAACAAAUUCCUGGGCUCAGAAUGCUUUUUUAUUAUUCAAAAGUGUGGAUCUUGAGGUUCAAAUAAAAGAUAGGAGAUCUUGCAAGCUUAAAACCUCAUCUAAUAAGAUAUAACCCGUGGUAGCUGUAUACAAGGAUUCCCUCUGAUUCUAGUAAAGAAGGCUGUGGUAUUCAAGAAGUAAGAGUAGGUUUAUUAAAGGUUUGGGAAGAAAUUGAGUUUAUAUUAAGUGACCUAAUCAUAAUGUGCCAUAGCUUGUGAAGUAUGAAUGCCUUGCUAUAUUACACAUGCUAUUGGGUUUUAAGCGGUGGUGAUGGGUUGGAUUAAGAAGAAUUGUUCUGCAUUUCCAUCCACAUGCAAAAAACAAACCCUAAACAAAGUUUAGUUAAAUUUUUACAUUUCUUCAUCAUUAGAAUAAGAAAUACUUAAAUGAUUCAGCUGAGUGCCUUUGGUAACAGGGUGGUUCUGUAUAUUGUAGAUACAUUUAUUAUAUCAAAAGCUGUGGUAGUUUUUAUUUCAGAAUUACAUACUGCCACUGUCAGAAAAACAUUUGGUGUGUGUUUAAAAUUGAAAUUUGUAUUGCUAACAGCAAUCUUUUGAGAUAUGCACAUCCAAAAAUAUGCUACAGCACAAGACACAUGUUCAGUAUUGGUCAUAAUCACAUAGUAACUUAUAAUAAAAGGAAAUUAGGAAUUGAUAAAACUUGCAUGGAAUGUAGAUUUGCACCUUUUACUAUUCUUUAUGGGCCAUUAGUUUAAUAGUGCUUUAAUCCAUGCCUUAAAAUAGAUGGGGAGCAUGUGGUCCUCUAGAUUUUCUUGGAUUGCAGUGCCCUUCAGCUGUAGCCAAUUAUAAUCAGCAGCAAAGGAAUUUGUAGGACCACAUGGUCUCCAUCUCCUGCUUAUUGCCUUGUCAUAAAAAUGAUUUGGACAAUCAAGUACCAUUUAACAGUGCUGUGGAUUGUAGGAGAGGUAGCUACAUUGUAUUAGAAUCACUGGUAGGCUUUGAUUGCAGGAUUCUUGAAGAAAGAAUUAGCUUUUUUACAUCUAUUCCUCUUGUCUGCAGAGGGGGAGGUUGUUUUAGAUUAUUCUCUGUAAUGGUCUGGCUGCUUCAGUUUCGUACCUUCAGUUUUAUAAUUCAG
This is a messenger RNA of Pogona vitticeps (central bearded dragon), 3806 nucleotides long. It is a transcript of the gene ZDHHC23, whose product is annotated as zDHHC palmitoyltransferase 23. Gene Ontology annotation, biological process: protein targeting to membrane; peptidyl-L-cysteine S-palmitoylation. Gene Ontology annotation, molecular function: protein-cysteine S-palmitoyltransferase activity. NCBI's taxonomy places the organism in Eukaryota, Metazoa, Chordata, Lepidosauria, Squamata, Agamidae. The record is from RefSeq and is a predicted model, not a curated record. Gene Ontology annotation, cellular component: Golgi apparatus; endoplasmic reticulum.